This is a messenger RNA of Prunus armeniaca (apricot), 993 nucleotides long. The record is from the annotation of a GenBank genome assembly. NCBI's taxonomy places the organism in Eukaryota, Viridiplantae, Streptophyta, Magnoliopsida, Rosales, Rosaceae.
AUGACGUACGGGACGCGUAUGCCGACGUGGAAGGAGAGAGAGAACAACAAGAGAAGAGAGAGAAGGCGAAGAGCCAUAGCGGCGAAGAUCUUCGCCGGUCUGAGAAUGUACGGGAACUACAAGCUCCCCAAGCACUGCGACAAUAAUGAGGUCCUCAAAGCUCUCUGCGACGAGGCCGGUUGGACCGUCGAACCGGACGGCACCACUUACCGCAAGGGAUGCAAGCCUGCUGAAUGCAUGGACGUGGUGGGUGGAUCAACACUAGCUAGCCCUUGCUCGUCUUGCCACCCAAGUACUUGUGCUUCCUACAAUCCAAGCCCAGGCUCUUCUUCCUUCCCAAGCCCGGCAUCGUCUUCCUAUGCUGCUAAUCAGAAUGCCGAUGGCAGGUCCCUUAUCCCAUGGCUCAAAAACCUCUCAUCUGGAUCCUCUUCAGCCUCCUCUUCUAAACUACCGAAUCUCCACAUCCAUGGUGGCUCUAUCAGUGCUCCUGUUACCCCUCCAUUAAGCUCCCCAACUGCCAGAACACCCCGAAUGAAAACUGACUGGGAUGACCAGUCUGCUCGCCCAGGGUGGGGCGGGCAGCAAUACCCCUUCCUGCCAUCUUCUACUCCACCAAGCCCUGGACGGCAGAUUGUUCCUGAUCCAGAAUGGUUUGCUGGGCUUCGGAUCCCCCAUGGACCAACUUCUCCAACAUUUAGCCUUGUCGCUUUGAACCCAUUUGGGUUUAAGGAUGAGGCUUUAGCUGGUGGUGGAUCUCGCAUGUGGACUCCGGGGCAAAGCGGGACAUGCUCUCCUGCCAUUGCAGCCGGCUCUGAUCACACUGCAGACAUUCCAAUGUCCGAGGUGAUUUCUGAUGAGUUUGCAUUUGGAUGCAACACAGCAGGGCUGGUUAAGCCAUGGGAAGGAGAGAGGAUUCACGAAGAGUGUGGAUCAGAUGAUCUGGAGCUCACUCUUGGGAGCUCAAGAACCAGGUCUGUUGGUCUGUACAUUUGA